GAAAAUAGACACAUCUCUCUGACAGAAUGCUGGAAAUGCUUGAGUACAGUCAUUACCAGGUUCAAAGUCAUCUUGAGAGCCCGUCCAAGUACCACCUCCAGCAGUCUCAGCGGCAGCAGGUGAAGCAGUACCUCAGCUCCACUCUGGGUGCCAAGCUUGGAGGGCCGAACGGCAGCGGCCCAGCUUGCGCCAGCCAGACCCCGGAGCACGGGAUGCCCCCGGGCCCAGGCACCAGCGCUCCCAACAGCCCCAUGGCCCUCCUGACCUUAAACUCCAACUGCGAGAAGGAGAUGGACGAUGUAAUUGAAGACAUUAUUAGCCUGGAGUCAAGCUAUAAUGAUGACAUCCUUGGCCUUAUGGAUGCCGGUCUUCAGAUGACCAACACGAUUCCGGUGUCUGCUAAUCUCCUGGACAUGUAUAACAACCAUGCCAUUUCUCCACCCGGUGUGGCCAUCAGUAACUCCUGCCCGGCCAGUCUACCUAACGUCAAAAGGGAAUUCUCUGUGGCGCCUGCUGCGGGAAUGAUGCACAUUCUGGACAAACCUGGAUCCUGUGGCAAGUUUGAAAGCUUUCAAAGGCAAGAAGGUUUUCCAGUAGAAGCUGAGGUCAGGGCUCUUGCCAAGGAGAGACAAAAGAAGGAUAACCACAAUUUAAUUGAACGAAGGAGAAGGUUCAACAUCAAUGAUCGCAUCAAAGAACUGGGAACUUUAAUCCCCAAGUCAAAUGAUCCUGACAUGAGAUGGAACAAAGGCACCAUUUUGAAGGCUUCUGUGGACUACAUCCGGAAGCUUCAGCGUGAGCAGCAGCGUGCCAAGGAGCUGGAGACCAGGCAAAAGAGGCUGGAGCAUGCCAAUCGACACCUGAUGCUGCGCAUCCAGGAGCUGGAGAUGCAGGCUCGGGCCCACGGUCUGGCCGUGGUGGCCUCCUCCACCCUCUGCUCCUCUGAGCUGGUGGCGCGGGCCAUCAAACAGGAGCCCGGCCUGGACGACUGCGCCGCGGCCAACCUCUAUGCCACUCAGCCGCACUCCUCCCCUGACCUGUCCCGACCCACCACCCUGGACCUGAACAACGGCACCAUCAGCUACAGCGACAGCCACUGCGACGUGGACGACGACUCUGAGGCCUAUGGCAGUCCACCCAGGGUCUCGGGCAAGCUGGAGGACAUUUUCAUGGACAACGGCCUGUCGUCAGUGACCUCUAGCGAUCCCCUGCUCUCCUCCAUCUCCCCCGGGGCGUCCAACAGCAGUGGCAGUCGCCGUAGCAGCACCAGUAUGGAGGAAAAUGAGAACGGGCACGUGUGUUAG
Alosa alosa (allis shad) is the source of this 1304-nucleotide messenger RNA. It is a transcript of the gene mitfa, whose product is annotated as melanocyte inducing transcription factor a. NCBI's taxonomy places the organism in Eukaryota, Metazoa, Chordata, Actinopteri, Clupeiformes, Clupeidae. Gene Ontology annotation, molecular function: RNA polymerase II cis-regulatory region sequence-specific DNA binding; protein dimerization activity; DNA-binding transcription factor activity, RNA polymerase II-specific. Gene Ontology annotation, biological process: melanocyte differentiation; regulation of transcription by RNA polymerase II. Bases 27 to 1304 code for a protein of 425 amino acids. Gene Ontology annotation, cellular component: nucleus. The transcript has 9 exons. The record is from RefSeq and is a predicted model, not a curated record.